CAAUCAGGAGCUGAAUCAGCUAUUGAAGGAGUCGGAUGGUGCGCUGGUCUGGACACGGAAGGAACUCGCGAAGAGCAGCGAGCAUGUAGGUCACCUGGAGGCGGAGCUGCAUAAGGGACGGGAGCUCAUAAACCAGCAACAGAAGCGCCUAGAUGUCUUGGACAUCCAACACGCUGCUUAUUGACCUGCACCACGAGCAAGAGCAAAAUUCUCUGAGGCUGCGUACGAGGAACAAUGAGCUGGAAACGAUGAUCAGUGAGCUGCAGGAGAAGUUGAAGCUCACAGAAAUCCAGCUGGACGCCAAUGACCAAAGGGAGGAGCAGUUGCACUCGGAUCUGGAAAUCGUGAAGAUGGAGCUGUUCCGGUCCGAGCAGGUGACGAACCAGCUCUGCUCGAAGGAGGAGCAUCUAGGCCGCGUUUUUGAAAAACUAAAUCGCCAGGAGGAGAAGCUCAGGCGCCUGGAGGAGCUUACAGACGUGAGCUCAAAUGACAAUGCUCGCCUCUUAAAGUUGCGGGAUAGGCAGCACGAGAAGAACAUCCAAAUGGACUGGGAGAUUUCUUAACUAAAAGACACCAUUAAGGAACUGAGAGAUUAUAUUUUCAACAAUACACAGCCAGCGGCUGAAGUUCUUGGCUUCCAAGCUGGCGGCUACUCCAUGCAUCCAGAAUAUCUGAAUUUACAGCCGCAGGCGGAGACGCAGGGAAAUUUCGGAAUCCACUGUUACAUACCUCGAGCCGCUGAACGGUCAUUUUGUCCAUCAGCACGAUUUGAGCAACCAUCAGCCACAGCAGCGCCACCAUUUUUCCACCAUCGGCUACCAGGACCACUGAGCACUGAGAUCACCAUUAGCAUCACCAGCGUUAUCCGCCACCGGAAGCAGACCAGACAAUACGAAAAACACUCUGAACACUCAUCGGCAAAAUUUAUUGUGAACUUUUUAGUCAAUACUGUAGAAUAAAUUCGCGUUGUACUUAUA
Messenger RNA from Drosophila miranda, 977 nucleotides. RefSeq names its product golgin subfamily A member 6-like protein 10. The transcript has 6 exons. Bases 153 to 563 code for a protein of 136 amino acids. The record is from RefSeq and is a predicted model, not a curated record. NCBI's taxonomy places the organism in Eukaryota, Metazoa, Arthropoda, Insecta, Diptera, Drosophilidae.